This is a messenger RNA of Xylona heveae TC161, 1305 nucleotides long. Its product is annotated as RING finger domain protein. NCBI's taxonomy places the organism in Eukaryota, Fungi, Ascomycota, Xylonomycetes, Xylonales, Xylonaceae. The transcript is spliced from 3 exons. Bases 238 to 1212 code for a protein of 324 amino acids. The record is from RefSeq and is a predicted model, not a curated record. Gene Ontology annotation, molecular function: zinc ion binding.
AGGACGUGAUUGCCUGAAGCUCUGGUGGUGGUCUUUAGUGGCGCCUCCUUGUAUUUCUUUCUUCUUUUUCUCUGUGUGCUUUUUUUUUCUUCUUUUCUGGGCCGAAUAUUCGAGUUCCUCUUACUAAGCUCAGCGAAUCCUUCAUGUUUACAUAAACGCUGAAUGCUGGCAAGCCAGAUGUACUAACAGUAACCAUCUAACCUCCCUUUUGACAUACAUAUAUGAAGCAUAGCCGCCAUGGAAACCAAGCAGAGCAAGCCGCCAGGGGCAUUUCGCGACGAAUGGGAUUGGCCAAGCGAUCUACCAGCGGAUCAACCACGGGCGGAAAAUACUCAUCAUAAUGAACAUGCUAGAACAACUGAGGGAACGCGUUCAAACCCUCGACCGCAGCAAUAUUGGCCACCUCGAACCUGUCGUAUAUGCCUUGAGACAGUCCUCCCAUCUUUUGAACCUCAGUCCGAGUUCCUUCCGACCUUUCUUCAGUCUGCUCCCAAAGUUUCCUACGUCUCUGCAGAUCCCGAUUAUGGCAGAUUGAUCAGUCCCUGCAAGUGUAAGGGCUCUUCAAGAUAUGUUCAUGAGGGAUGUCUGCAGGCGUGGCGAAACGCAGAUCCUGGAUAUGGAAGAAGAAACUAUUGGCAAUGCCCGACAUGCGGGUUCAGAUACAAGUUGGAGAGGAUGCGAUGGGGGAGGUGGAUCAGUAGUACUGCAACCCAAAUAUCAAUGACUUUAAUAAUCUUAUUCUUAACUAUGUUUAUCCUUGGUUUUGUUGCUGACCCUAUCAUCAAUUUCUACCUCGAUCCUUAUUCGACCCUUGUCAAUCCACCCCGUUUCCAAUCACGGACCAAAAUUGAACCUGUCCUGCUAGAAGAAGGCUCGCCUUGGAUCGAACACUUUCUUAAGGGAUUAGCUUCUCUCGGACUACUUAGCUUCGUCAAGGUCCUACUUGCAAUGUCUCCGUGGCAAUGGUGGAAUUUACGUAAUUCUGGCCUCGUGGGCGGCGGUCGGCCCGGCGGAUCGGGACGUGAUCGACUUGCUUCUCUUAGUUGGACUGUUGUGUUUAUUGGCGUCUGCACUUUUCUUUGGGGCGUGUAUAGAGGAGUUAGGGCCUGGAGCCGCAGAGUGCUCGUAAAUGCUGGCGAACGUGUAAUGGACGUACAGAGUGAUGAAGAUGACGAAGAUGCCACACAGAAUGAGAGGAAGAAAGACUUGUGAUUGCUAUCUAGCUUUUCGCAGCUCUUGGCUCUCCAGAUACCCACUGAACGAAAGACAUUUUUCAAUUGUUAGACUGCGCCCAAUCGAGUCUUU